This is a messenger RNA of Filobasidium floriforme, 987 nucleotides long. RefSeq lists its product as uncharacterized. The transcript is spliced from 7 exons. The record is from RefSeq and is a predicted model, not a curated record. Lineage: Eukaryota; Fungi; Basidiomycota; Tremellomycetes; Filobasidiales; Filobasidiaceae. The coding region runs from base 119 to 841 and encodes 240 amino acids.
ACUGGCACCAACCGUGACGAUACCCUUGAUAUCGUCGAUCGUUGCGUUGCCAUCCGCCACCCUUGUAGAGGUCUACGCAGGAGCGCAAGCCUGUGCCAACUCACUGAACUGGACUGAGAUGGAAACUAAAUUGCAAACCGAGGGAAGGCUGUUCUUCAUACCGUCCUUUUUGCAGGGCAGAUCGCAACUGUCAACAAUGAUUACGUAUGGACAGACCUGUAACGGUUACACGAUCAUCACAACCCUCAACUGGCCCACGGGGUCUGCCAAAGAGUGCACUCAAAUCAGAGGGAAUCAGGUUGGCGGACGGGCUGCCGUCACUUGCGGAUCGAGCAACAAAUUUGCUAUGGGGAAGGGCUACUAUUUUACGGCCCUGGUGACAGACCAACCGAAUAGGCGUCGCAAUAUGCAAGUCAUUCGAAGAGAGUCGGCCGAGGUGGACUCUCCUGAGUUCGAAGUCACGUACGCUGCGACGACGAGCGACCCGGCGAGGCGUAGACGUUGGAUUGAUCCUGCCAUUGGUGCGGCGGCUUUUAACGCUCACCAUUGUAAGGAAGGCUAUACCGCCUGUCUCCGACGCGGAUCGUUGAAGGGUUUCCAUUGCAUCGACAUCGGCUCCGAUCUGGAAAAUUGUGGCGCUUGCCCAGACAGCCCGUCUAGCCGUGACUGUGGCGAGAUUCCAGGAGUGGCAGAAGUAGCGUGUGUGGAGGGAAGAUGUCGAGUGGUACAAUGCGAGCGAGGCUUUCAACCAUCGAUAAGCGGAACAGAGUGUAUCAAGAACGGACGAGCGCAUCAUCGGGCUGCCUCUCGUACUGCAUUCUGGAAAAGUAGCCUCGAAUGAUAUAUUCAGAUGGCGUUGAAGUAAUCUAUAAGCGGCGAUCUUGUAUAACAAAUCUGGGUGACCCAGCGGGGUUUAUUUAUUCUUGGCUUAGAGCGUUUUGUAACUGUAAAAGUCACACAUCUCCUCCAUAAUAGCAUAUACGUAUC